Molecule: messenger RNA, 1960 nt
Organism: Coffea eugenioides
Lineage: Eukaryota; Viridiplantae; Streptophyta; Magnoliopsida; Gentianales; Rubiaceae
Product: probable sodium/metabolite cotransporter BASS2, chloroplastic
Exons: 8
Coding region: 244-1617 (457 amino acids)
Cellular component (GO): membrane
Source: RefSeq, a predicted model, not a curated record
CAUGAUCCGGAGGUCCCAGCAGAUUUAAGUUGAUUAACCGCAACCAGAUUGUACAUGGAAGAUCGUCAUCUUCAAGAUUCCGCUGUCGAGACCUAUUCACCGAUCUAUCAAAGCCAAAAACCGCCAAGGGAACACACUACACACACUAAAAGCUAGGACUACUAGGAAUGAGCAUCAGACUUGCAAAAAAUUCUUGAAUUUAUUAUUCUUUCCUUCCAGCCGCUAAUUCUUUCCUCUGUAGCAAUGUCAAUCUCUCUCUGCUUCACUCCAUCAUUCGCUAAACCUUCACAAACCCACAGAAAUUUUACCAUUUUUAAGCCUCUCAAGCCCAUCGAUUCCCCAAAAUCAAAUCUUUUACCCAAACAAAGCUUAGCUAUACCCAUUAUCAAGUGUGCUAGUGAAGAUUCCCUUAGCCUGCAGCCUGUGCGUGAGAAUCCAGAAAAGCCCGGAUGGGAAAAUGUAUUGUCCGCCUUAGCAAGCCUUUAUCCUGUCUACGUUACUGUUGGGGGGAUUAUUGCCUGCUUAAAGCCAUCGACUUUUUCAUGGUUUGUGGAGAAAGGUCCAGCUUCAUAUAGCUUGUCACUUGGGUUUAUUAUGCUGGCAAUGGGUCUUACUUUAGAGCUCAAAGAUUUGAUCAACUUGUUCAGGCAAAGACCCUUUUCUAUACUUUAUGGAUGUGCUGCUCAGUAUACCAUUAUGCCAGCCUUUGGAUGGAUAAUUAGCAAGUCUCUGGGGCUUCCACCAGUUAUGUCAGUUGGUUUAAUAUUGCUUGCUUGUUGCCCUGGUGGUACAGCUUCCAAUGUGGUGAGCUUGAUCGCUAUCUAUCCUCUUUGUCCUGUUCUACAAUGGUUGAAGAUCGGUGGUAUCAGAUAUAUGAUUUGCUUUGCUGUUGUAAGCUGCUUUUUUCAGGUUACCUUAAUUGCUCAAGGGGAUGUACCUUUGUCAGUUGUAAUGACAGUAUGCACAACUCUGGGAGCAGUGGUUCUUACUCCCCUGCUGACCAAGAUUCUAGCAGGAGCUUAUGUUUCUGUGGAUGCGGUUAAACUUUCCAUCAGCACUCUGCAGGUGGUGGUUGCUCCAAUCCUGCUAGGUUCCUCUAUGCAGAGUAUUUGGCCAGAUGCUGUGAAAUGCAUUACACCUUUUGCACCAUUGCUUGCUGUUUUAGCAUCAUCUUUGUUGGCUUGCAGUGUGUUCUCAGAAAAUGUCAUUCAUCUUAAAUCUUCAAUGGUUGGUGCUUCACCAUCAUCUGAUCUUCCUCUGCUUUCUCCUGUCCAUACAAUCCUCUCAAGUGAAUUAGGGAUUGUAAUUGUUUCUGUGCUGAUGCUGCAUUUUGCAGGUUUUUUUGUUGGUUAUCUGUCUGCUGCAAUUGGUGGAUUUGCAGAGCCUCAACGACGCGCCAUGUCAAUUGAGGUUGGAAUGCAAAAUUCCUCAUUAGGAGUGGUUUUAGCUACCUCCCAUUUUUCUUCUCCAAUGAUCGCAUUUCCCCCUGCAAUGUCGGCUGUAAUUAUGAAUAUCAUGGGUAGUACUUUGGGUUUCAUUUGGAGAUACAUAGAUCCUUCUGAUUCAAAGAAAAAUGUGAAGUUGCAGGAUGAUUGUAUGGUUAUUACGAGUUGCUAAAUCCAGCUCAUACAGAAGUUUCUGCAGCUUAAAAGUAACGAAAGUGCUUUAGAAAAUGGUUGUAUAAGCCUCUAAGGCAUAGGGAGACGUGGGGGUGCAUGAAAGCUGGGUCAUCCUGCCAAUUCUUUACCUUGAAAAAUAAAGGAUCAACAGCAAACUCGUUUGUGGUUCAGGACUGUCAUAUUAUUCUUACUUGUAAUGCUUAGUUUUUGUUGACUGGAUUGCCAUGUUUGGGUCAUUUAGUUAUUUGUAUGUUGCUCGAAAAACUUUUGUACAACCUUGAUGAGACCCUGUACAGCUUAUUCGGCGAUGGCCUUGAAUUUCAUCGAUCAAUUUCUCCGUC